Macaca mulatta (Rhesus monkey) is the source of this 1734-nucleotide messenger RNA. RefSeq names its product Nanog homeobox (gene NANOG). Gene Ontology annotation, biological process: regulation of transcription by RNA polymerase II. The record is from RefSeq and is a predicted model, not a curated record. Lineage: Eukaryota; Metazoa; Chordata; Mammalia; Primates; Cercopithecidae. Gene Ontology annotation, molecular function: RNA polymerase II cis-regulatory region sequence-specific DNA binding; DNA-binding transcription factor activity, RNA polymerase II-specific.
UUCAUUAUAAAUCUAGAGACUCCAGGAUUUUAACGUUCUACUGGACUGAGCUGGUUGCCUCCUGUUAUUGUGUAGGCGACUCACUUUAUCCUGACUUCUUGAUACUUCUGCUUCUGGAGGUCAUAUUUCUCUAACAUCUUCCAGAAAAGUCUUAAAGCUGCCUUAACCUUUUUUCCAGUCCACCUCUUACAUUUUUUUCUCCUCUUCCUCAAUACUAACAUGAGUGUGGAUCCAGCUUGUCCCCAAAGCUUGCCUUGCUUGGAAGCAUCCGACAGUAAAGAAUCUUCACCUAUGCCUGUGAUUUGUGGGCCUGAAGAAAACUAUCCAUCCUUGCAAAUGUCUUCUGCUGAGAUGCCUCACACGGAGACUGUCUCUCCUCUUCCUUCCUCCAUGGAUCUGCUUAUUCAGGACAGCCCCGAUUCUUCCACCAGUCCCAAAGGCAAACAACCUACUGCUGCAGAGAAUAGUGCCACAAAAAAGGAAGACAAGGUCCCGGUCAAGAAACAGAAGGCCAGAACUGUGUUCUCUUCCGCCCAGCUGUGUGUACUCAAUGAUAGAUUUCAGAGACAGAAAUACCUCAGCCUCCAGCAGAUGCAAGAACUUUCCAACAUCCUGAACCUCAGCUACAAACAGGUGAAGACCUGGUUCCAGAACCAGAGAAUGAAAUCUAAGAGGUGGCAGAAAAACAACUGGCCAAAGAAUAGCAAUGGUGUGACUCAGAAGGCCUCAGCACCUACCUACCCCAGCCUCUACUCUUCCUGCCACCAGGGAUGCCUGGUAAACCCGACUGGGAACCUUCCAAUGUGGAGCAACCAGACCUGGAACAAUUCAUCCUGGAGCAACCAGACCCAGAACAUCCAGUCCUGGAGCAACCACUCCUGGAACGCUCAGACCUGGUGCACCCAGUCCUGGAACAAUCAGGCCUGGAACAGUCCCUUCUCUAACUGUGGAGAGGAAUCUCUGCAGUCCUGCUUGCAGUUCCAGCCAAAUUCUCCUGCCAGUGACUUGGAGGCUGCCCUGGAAGCUGCUGGGGAAGGCCUUAAUGUAAUACAGCAGACGACUAGGUAUUUGAGUACUCCACAAACUGUGGAUUUACUCCUAAACUACUCCACGAACAUGCAACCUGAAGAUGUGUGAAGAUGAGUGAAAUUGAUAUUACUCAAUUUCAGUCUGGGCACUGGCUGAACCUUCCUCUUCCCUCCUCCCCUCCCUGAGAGGAUUUUUCUCACUUGGAAACCACGUGUUCCGGUUUCCAUUAUGCCUAUCCAGUCAGUUUGAUGGAGGGUGGAGUAUGGUUGGAGCCUAAUCAGAGAGGUUUCUUUUUUUCCUAUUGGAUCUUCCUGGAGAAAAGACAUUUUAAUAACUUUGGCUGCUAAGGACAACAUGAUAAAAGCUGUCUCUGGCUAUAGAUAAGUAGAUCUAAUACUAGUUUGGAUAUCUUUACAGUUUAGAAUCUAACCUCAAGAAUAAGAAAUACAAGUACAAAUUGGUGUGAUGAAGAUAUUCCUAUUGUUUGGGAUUGGGAGGCUUUGCUUAUUUUUUAAAAACCAUUGAGGUAAAGGGUUCAGUUGUAACAUACUUAAUUGAUUUCCUCACCCUCUUUGGCUCAGUUUUACUAUAUUCCCUAAUUUGUUGGUUAUGCUAAUCUUUGUAGAAAGAGGUCUUGUAUUUGCUGCAUCAUAAUGACAUUAGUACUACUUUAGUCGGUUUAAGUACAAAUGAAUCAAACAACUA